This is a messenger RNA of Pistacia vera, 2075 nucleotides long. Its product is annotated as K(+) efflux antiporter 5. Gene Ontology annotation, biological process: proton transmembrane transport; potassium ion transmembrane transport. The record is from RefSeq and is a predicted model, not a curated record. Lineage: Eukaryota; Viridiplantae; Streptophyta; Magnoliopsida; Sapindales; Anacardiaceae. Gene Ontology annotation, molecular function: potassium:proton antiporter activity. Gene Ontology annotation, cellular component: membrane.
UUUAAACUCAAAGGAAAAUCAAAUGCUGUUAAGAAGCAACUUUCAUGCGCCUUCAAGAUCCCGCUCUUGACAGUUGAAAAUUCUCAAUCAUAACGACCAAAACGACGCCGCUUCACCCCUCCGUCGUCCAUCCAAGCCGCCGCAUUUGUAACAGAACCACAUAAAUUGUAUAACAUUCAUGGCGAAACGUAGGGUGGUUGGCUGCGCGUAUUGUCUGCUUCUCGUUUUGGUUUAUGCGCGGAUAUGUGUGUCCAUUAGAUCCGAUCAAGAGAUCAGGGAGAGGUUUUACGGAGAUCUUGUGAAUUCUUCGGGAACAGAUGCGGGGGACGGCAGUAUAGCGAAAAUGUUCGAUCGGGUUUUAGAGAAAGAGUUUCCGGAGAAUGAACAGUCUGCAGGAUCUGAUGGAAGGAGCUUCAACAGCAGUGUAGCUGAUGAGCAAGCUGUAUUGGAGACUGUAGCAAAAAUCACUCAUGAGAAGGUCAAGAGGAAUGAUACACAAGAGGCGAAUGGGACACGGUCAUUUCAAUUUCAAGAUGUUUUUUCCCUAGAACAAGAAGAGUCUGAUGACUCAACAACUUUGAUUGACAAGAAGGAUAAUGUGUUUGUAAUGUCAAACAAGAAAUCAAAGUAUCCAGUACUUCAAGUAGAUUUGAGAUUAAUUUCUGAUUUGGUGGUUGUCAUAGUUUCUGCUGCCAUUGGUGGAAUUAUCUUUUCAUGUUUGGGACAACCGGUUAUUGUGGGCUACCUUCUUGCUGGUUCACUUAUCGGACCAGGGGGCCUAAAAUUCAUUAGUGAACUGGUGCAGGUUGAAACUUUUGCGCAGUUUGGUGUGGUCUUCCUUCUAUUUGCUUUAGGGCUGGAGUUUUCUUUGACAAAGUUAAAAGCAGUGGGGCCUGUUGCUGUUCUUGGAGGGAUGCUACAGAUUGUGAUAUUUAUGUGCUUGUGUUCCAUAACUGCUGUGUUGUGUGGAGCAAAGUUAUCAGAGGGUGUAUUUGCUGGUUCCUUCCUGUCAAUGUCAUCUACUGCAGUGGUGGUAAAAUUUUUAGUUGAACAGAAUAGUAAUAAUGCUCUGCACGGUCAAGUUACAAUUGGAACACUUAUUUUUCAGGAUUGUGCUGUUGGUUUACUAUUUGCUCUGCUUCCAGUUUUGGGUGGCAAUAGUGGCCCUUUACAAGGAAUGGUUUCGAUGGGAAAGCUGCUGCUGGUUUUGUCUGUAUAUCUCAUUGCUGCAUAUAUUUUGUCCUGGACUUUUGUUCCUCGCUUUCUAAAACUAAUGAUACAACUAUCAUCUCAAACAAAUGAACUUUAUCAGCUUGCUGCUGUUGCUUUCUGCUUAUUAUCUGCUUGGUGCAGUGAUAAGCUCGGCCUUAGUCUUGAGUUGGGUUCAUUUAUGGCUGGAGUUAUGAUAUCCACCACUGACUUUGCGCAACAUACUUUAGACCAGGUGGAACCAAUUCGUAACUUGUUUGCGGCUCUCUUCCUUUCUAGUAUUGGAAUGCUUAAUGUACAUUUUCUUGGGAACCAUGUGGACAUUUUGCUAGCAUCUUUUUUCUGGUUAUGUUGUAAAAACGGGUGUCGCUGCAUAGUUACUAAGUUGUUCGGGUUGGCAUGGACAUCAUUCCUUGGAAAGAUGUACCUCCUACUUCUUGGAACUACAGCACUUAGUUUGGUAACAACUCCUCUUCUGUUCAAAUUGACACCUAGUGUGAUGAGCUUGGGAGUUCUUUUGCAUUGGUUCCCCUCAGAAAGCAUCCCGCGUGAUGAGGAGAAAUCUUCCCUUAUUGAAGUGCAUAACAGAAUAUUGUGAUCACCUUCCCAAAUGAAGACUGAUCGAGGGCUAUGAUUCAGAUCUCAGUGAUUUUGUAAAAUCAGGGUUUGGUGCCAUUACAUUUCAAGGUUCCAUUUUUGAGGUUUUAGAUAAAAAGUCAGGAUUCCAUUCGCACCAAAACUCAUGACGAAGUUAUGGUGUACAUAUAUAUAUAUUUCAAUAUUCUUUGCACUGUAAAUAUAAUUUUUUUGGGCCCAUAACCCCUUCAUGCAAGUCAGACAGGCAUGUUGUAACCUAGAGCGGAGAA